CAUUAGAAGAUAAAUUGCGGUCAUGUACAUAUACUUCAGUGUAUAUACUUCAACUUUGACUGACCCGACCGACACCGACACUGCAUUGCAGAUUGAUAUUUCUGGCUCUAAAACAUUUAUUUAGUGAUGCAACAAAAUUUUAAGAAAUCAAGGCCUGUUAUAUAACACUCAACGUUAAGGACUUUCGACCUUUUUCAAAUCCUAUUGCAACUCCUCCCUCAUUACUACAUUCCCAACCGACAAGAUAAGGAAGAGUUCUCUCUAAUACACGCGUAUUCCAACAGCAACGGUGGCUGAGAGGAAAAUGAUGCAGGCUAUCGAAAAUAUUCAACAGGCCAUCUCUAGCCUUGACUAUCAGCAACGUUAUAUCUUGGCCAUCACUUCUGCUGGAAUUGGAGGUCUUUUAUUCUACCUAGCAUGGAGGGAAAAGCCAAAGAAGAUCCCAGUUGGAGAUGGAUGGUGGAGGGUUGGAGAAAAGCCCCUAACAGAGGACAGAACUAUAAGGCCAUUUGUUGUGGAGACAUCAGAAGAAAUGAUAGAGGAUCUUUACCAGCGCAUUGACCAGACUCGGUACACAGACUGUUUGCAAGACUGUGGAUUUCAGUAUGGCUUUAACUCCACCUAUCUCCAAAAAGUCGCUUCAUACUGGAGGCAUGAAUUUAACUGGGAGAAACAGGUGAAGGUGCUCAACAAGUACCCCCACUUCAAAACUAACAUUGAGGGUAUAGAUGUGCAUUUCAUUCACGUGAAGCCCGUCCAGCAUGUUGGCCAGAAAGUUCUUCCUCUCAUGAUGGUGCACGGCUGGCCUGGUUCCUUCUUUGAGUUCUACAGGAUCUUGCCCAUGCUCACUAGGACUGAGGAAGAUGUUGUCUUUGAGGUCAUCUGCCCCUCCAUCCCAGGCUAUGGGUACUCUGAAGCCCCACAUGUACAGGGAUUUAAUACCAUGGAUGCUGCCCGUGUUUUCCACAAGCUGAUGGAGAGACUGGAGUUCAGUGAGUAUUACCUUCAAGGAGGAGACUGGGGAGCACUAAUCACCAUCAACAUGGCCCAGAUGAAACCUGAGUGCGUUAAGGGCUUGCAUCUUAACAUGAUCAAUGCCAGAGCAGGAAGCACUGUGACCAUCCUGUCUCUCAUCAUUGGCCGUUACCUGCCCUUCCUGGUAGGCUUCACCAGAGAAGAUGUCCGCCGCCUCUAUCCUUACAUGCAAAAGAACGUGUAUGAAAUACUGAAAGAAUCUGGUUACAUGCACAUCCAAGCUACCAAACCUGAUACUGCAGGCUGUGCGUUGAAUGAUUCUCCAGUUGGUUUGGCUGCCUAUAUCUUGGAGAAGUUCAGCACCUGGACCGAUAAUAAGAACAGGGACCUUCAGGAUGGAGGAUUAGAGAGGAAGUUCAGUCUGGAUGAGCUCCUCACCAACAUCAUGAUCUACUGGACUACAGGCUCCAUCAUUCCAUCAAUGCGCUUCUACAAAGAGAAUAUGGGCAAAAACUUUCUUCAAAGAGUGGACAAUGUAACAAAAGUUUACGUACCGACUGGACUGGCAGCAUUUCCCCAUGAGUUGAUUCAUUGUCCCUGGGUCUGGGCCAGCUCCAGGUUCAGAGAUAUUCGCUCUUACUCCUACAUGCCCAGAGGGGGGCACUUCGCAGCCUUUGAGGAACCAGAACUGCUCGCUCAAGACUUCUUGCAAUUUGUGAAGAAAGUAGAGAGCAAGAAGGCUAAAUAAUUGAAUGAAUGCAACUUGCACUGCUAAGUAUAGGGGAGAAUAUAUGAAUAAAAAACCUCACCUUUAUACAAAGUAUUUGAACAACUUUACCCAAAAAUUAUCUGGCAAUGAUUUAGUCUGUUUUUUUUUUUUGUUGUUAAUUUAAGUGGAAAAUUACUACUAAAUUCAUGUUCGCAAGCUGAAAAAGAAUUAUAUUCAGACAGUUUAUAGUUUGUCAUGAAACAUUUUAAUAGAAUAGUUGCAAAUCUUGUCACCUUGUAUAAAAUAUAACUACAUGGUAUAAAAGUAAAACUUCAGGUAUUCAUAUAAUUUAGACUUGCUCUUAUGUUGAUCACACAAUCUGACUGUGUUCUCAAUGAGAUAACAGACAUGUUGAAAAUGUAUUCUCUGUCAUAAAAGUUAGUUGUUUCUCCAUAAUAAAAUCGAGUUUGAAUUCUGAAA
This is a messenger RNA of Pangasianodon hypophthalmus (striped catfish), 2164 nucleotides long. RefSeq names its product epoxide hydrolase 5 (gene ephx5). The transcript is spliced from 9 exons. Gene Ontology annotation, molecular function: epoxide hydrolase activity. The coding region runs from base 305 to 1723 and encodes 472 amino acids. Lineage: Eukaryota; Metazoa; Chordata; Actinopteri; Siluriformes; Pangasiidae. The record is from RefSeq and is a predicted model, not a curated record. Gene Ontology annotation, biological process: arachidonate metabolic process; epoxide metabolic process.